AAUUCCCAGUAGAUUGCUAUUCGUCGAGAGAUACACACCUAUUUGAUUUUUAGCUAAAAAGUGUAUAAACUUUUACGACUCCUUUAUACACAAUCUUUUUUUUUAUUUAUGUGACAUGUUUUGUGAUUUUCUUUAUGUGUAUAUAAGGUAAUAAUAAAUGCAGUGUACUAUAAUAAUAAAUAUGGAUUAAACCGUACCGCAUUUGUUAUUGAAAUUGGAAGAAAAAAAAACUAAAUUAAAAAAAAUGUGAACUCGCAGUUAUGGAACGUGAUGGCAACGGAGACGAGAGUUUUGAUAUUUUAUUAAUUCCAUCACGGGAUACGUUUAUAAAUGGAAGUGAAUAUUUGGACUUGCUUUGUUUUAAUUCAGUUGCCAUUGAUAUUUGUAGUGAAAGGAGAAAACGCGGCAAAAAGUACCCAACAACACACAGAUGACAGCAAGGAUGACACUCAAACUAAAGAUUAUGAACAUAAACCUUUAGAAUUCUUAAUAAAUCGCAAUAAAAAUGAAGCAACAGACUACUUGUUACCACCCGUUUUUAAUGAUCACGAGGAAAACGAAGAUGACGAAGAAGAGGAAAGCACUUAUUUAGAUUAUUAUGACCCUAAAGAUUCAAAUUAUAAAGACUCUCCUGAUUUAGCGACAGUAACAAGUAAUGUAAAUAAAGAGAAUCUACCAUUAGAUGAUAAAAUACCCGUGCACACAGCGAAGGACAACUUGCCAAUAUUUUUAUUGGAGCCAGAGAAUACAUAUGUUUUUAAAAAUAAACCAGCAACGUUGCAAUGUCAUGCUGCAAAUGCUUUAGAAGUUUAUUUCAAAUGCAACGGCGUGAAAACUCAACCUGAUCAAUUUAUAUUUGUUGAUCCACAAUCCGGAGUAAGAGUGAUCGAAGUGGAGCAUAAAGUGACCAGAGAGAAUGUUGAGGAGUACUUCGGAAGUGAGAAGUACCAAUGUUCUUGUUUCGCAUGGACCAGUAGAGGACAUAUUAGAAGUCAGUCAGCCACCAUCGAGCUUGCUUAUAUAAAGAAGCACUUCACUUUGGCCCCUGAAACGCAGCUGGUCAAGCAGUACAUGCCAGCUACCUUCCGAUGUGAACCUCCACCUGCUGCACCAUUUGCUCAACUGUAUUGGCUUAAAAACGGUGCUCCUGUGGUGGCUGAUGAUAAUGUGCAGAUUUCGAAAGAGGGUGAUCUGCUUAUCAAGCGGGUGUCUUUGUUGGAUAUGGCAAAUUACACGUGUGUGGCAGAAAAUUUAGCAGGAAAAAGAAUAUCGGAACCAGCUCAAUUAAAAGUUGUUGUAAACGGAGGUUGGACUACAUGGUCGGCAUGGAGUGACUGCUUCUGCAAUUACGAGAAUCGGGAGAGGCGCUCCGGGAGACGACGGGAGAGGUCUUGUACUGCACCACCUCCUCUUCACGGUGGGCAACCAUGUAUGGGCCCCGAUGAACAGAAGACUCAGGAUUGUUUGGAUUGUGAUUUAGAUUUGUAUGUCGACGGUAUAGAUGGAUUAGCUGACGACUCCUCGAGCAUUUUAUUAGGCACAGAUCGUUGGUCGCAAUGGUCCGAAUGGUCGCCGUGUGACUCCGACUGCCUCCAAAGUAGACGACGACACUGCCUUAGUGUUACAAGGAAACCUUGCACUGGUGUUGACCACCAACUUGCUCAGUGUCCACUCUGUGUCAGGACUUCCAAGUCUGCGCUCAUCAAUGAUGGAUCAUCAUAUUGGCCACUUCUAAUAGCUUUGUCAAUUGCAUUUCUUAUAUUUGUUGUUAGUGUUAUAUUGGGAAUCAAAUAUAUGAAGAUAAAGAUGACUGAAAAUUCACCGUAUGUUAAACCUCCUUCAGGUACAAAUUAUUUUGGAAAUGUGAUAAAAAGGACGUUAACAAAUCAACCAGAUUUAACUAUACACGAGGAGUUUCACACAAUUGAUUCGAGACGGACCCACAGACAUAUGAGCACGUCCACUAAUACACGCAACGAACAUCUGUAUGAAGUACCACAAUUGGCUAACAGCUACAUCUCCCCAAUCGACCACGAGGUAAGGCCCGAGCGCCGCAGCGAACUUGAUCGGUUCGCUUGCAAGGACGCCAUCGAGUCAGACCGAUCUGACUCUAGUUGCUUUAUGAGCUCGGGGUCGUCAUAUGGCAAUGAAAGUGUAGAUAUGACACAAUCGUUAAGAAACAAUGCAUCAGUCGAUUCAAAAUUCGUAAACCCCAAGCAUAUUGAAACUGCCACUUCUAGAAUAAUAUCGAGCGAGGGUGGGUUGUUAAAUCUGGACAAAUGCGGUGUAAGCCUAUUCGUGCCAGACGGGGUCGUGGAUAAAAGUGAAGAGUUAUUCUCUAUAGAGGUCACAGACGAAGAUUGGAAUAGGCCGACGUUGCAGCAAGGUGAAACACAGCUAAGCCCGGUCGUGCGAUGCGGACCGAAGAACUUUCAUUUCGGAAAGGGGGUGGUCCUCUCCUUCCCACAUUGCGCUUCCCUGAAGAACAGCAGUUGGUUACUAUCGAUUCUGCAGAAACCCGAUGAGAUCAACUCGACUGAAUGGCGGAAAGUUUUAACUCUCGGCCAAGAAACACCCGGGACCCCGUUGUUUGCCCAAGUCGACCCCGCCAAAGUUUACCUCGUAUGUGAGUUCCUGAGCGACUUUGUUUUAGUCGGCCGAAGUUUCACCAGUCUAGACGCCAAGUUAUUAAAGAUUGCUCUAUUCAUCUCCAAAAGAAUGGACGAUAAUUAUUAUAGUUUGAAGGUUCAUGUGUUCAACGAUACGCCUCACGCCGAGUACGAUUGUUUGGAAGAUGAACGGAGGGUGGGAUGUACUCUGCUUGCCGAACCGAAAGUAGUUUGUUUCCAGGAGAGUUGUUCUGAUUUAUGCUUCAAUAUUAGGGAUGUGGGGGAGGGAUGGAAAAUACAUUCGGGUGGUAAGUAUCAGGAAUUACCAUAUUCGGAUAUUUGGAAUAUGGGUGUUAGAUCACUGCAUUGUAUAUACGUUCUGCAACAAACAGACUGUAUUAACCGUUUGGAGUUGAACAUGUCUGUUUAUCAAAAACAAAAGCAAUCAAACUCUGUUAAUUUCAAUCUGAAAACGAAUGAUUUGAAUUCGAAUUCAUGUAAUAAGCGUUUUAGUUGUUCGAGCGUGGAAAUGAAUUGUACCGUUAAUAUUCUUGAAAACCCUUUCAAUUACUCGUCGCUGUCUAAAAAUGAGGGCCGUUAUAAUUUCGUGUUCAAAAACGAUGCUGUUUACAGGAGUAACUUUAGCACUGACAAUAAUUAUAAAACAAAUGUACUGACUAAAUCUGAUAGGGUAAUACUAUGCAAAUUAUUAGAUUCUCAGUCGUCCAAAGGCAACGAUUGGCGGUUAUUUGCCGAGAAAUUGAAAUUGGAUUCAUAUUAUUACUAUUUUUCUAACACGUGCUCACCGACAGAGAAUAUUUUGAAUCUAUGGUUGUGUCGUAACAACGAUGUGAAUAUGUUGGUUAAUCUGUCUAGAAUAUUUAGAGAAAUGUCUAGAAUCGACUGUGCUACCGUCGUGGAACGGAGAUGUUGUACGAAUUGAGUUAUUGUUCUAUUUUUUUUAAGAUAACUUUACGGCUUUGGAGUUAUGCAAUAGUGAUGUUCCAUAAGUUCAGUGUGGGUGGCAAAUCUGGUCACUACAACUAUAGAAAAUAUAUAUAACAUGUUAUUUAUCAAUAUCAACUAUAAUAGAUUUACUUUUACAUUAUGCUUAUAAUUCAAUAUGAUGUUUUAAGUAAAAACUGCCAAAAUAUCAGUUGUACCACGCUACAAUACGCAGAAUGUAAGUUAAUAAGCGUGUAAUUGUAAGAAAUUGCAAUCAUCAACAUUGUAAAAAAUUUCAAUUUUAUUUUGUUCAUUUUAGUACGAAUACCUUUCUGCCUUUAUAGGUUUAAAAAUCUUUGGUGAGUUGUACCUAAUGUUUACGUUCAGUAAUAUUAGUUAAAUACCUAUGUACAGUGUCCGACCUAGUAACUUUGCCGUUUGGGGCAAAAAUAUUAUUUUCUUCUAUUUUUAACUGUCAGAUGCACUCAGUUUUGCUACACCUUAUCAUUGCUCUUUUGUGUAUUUGCCCGACUUGUUCCCCUGGAUCGGGCCCUGUCUCUAUAUAUUUACACAUAGUAAUUUAUAAUGUAAGAAAUAUAUAAUGCGUUUUCAAUACUAGGACUUGAUCACGUGUUUUUAAAUAUAUAUGUUUGCCUAUUUCUAGUAUGUUUCUAUCAGUAUGAAGUGCUUAAAGGUUUAUAGAGUAUGUUUCGGAAACAUUAGUUGUAUAUAAUUAUAUAACAGAUGUAUUGUUUAGAUAAGAGAAUCUAUAUUAAGGUAGCGAUUAUAAACUUUUUAAUUAAACUAACAUUUGGAGUCGAGGUGUUUUUAAUUUACUCCU
Molecule: messenger RNA, 4395 nt
Organism: Galleria mellonella (greater wax moth)
Lineage: Eukaryota; Metazoa; Arthropoda; Insecta; Lepidoptera; Pyralidae
Product: netrin receptor UNC5B-like
Exons: 13
Coding region: 331-3552 (1073 amino acids)
Biological process (GO): netrin-activated signaling pathway; motor neuron axon guidance
Cellular component (GO): membrane
Molecular function (GO): netrin receptor activity; protein binding
Source: RefSeq, a predicted model, not a curated record